GUAUUGCGUUGCAAAACCAAGAUAUUAUGUCCUCUGGCAUUACUAGCAUGGAAAUGGAUGUCAGUACUACUACUAGGUGUAAAAAGUAAGAGUAAUCAUAACUAAUUACGCUUGAAAAGUUCAAAAUCUACUUCUACAAGGGAGCUAGGACAGGCGACGUUAACGCUGGGAUGUAGAUGUUGUGCUAAUUCUAUCUCUGAAACAUCAUCCAUCAACCGAUUGCGAAUCAUCAAAAAUCAAUACUCGCAGCCGAUACCGACAUUAUAAGUGUUAGCUAAGAAAAAGAGGCGAUAGCCUAAUAUCGUCCACACUUCUCAAGCUUUUCGAAUUAUAAUCGUCAGCACUCUAUUUGUAUUUUCUUGGAACACUGAUUUUUUACACCGAGGCCUAGGAUUAGAACAAGGCUACAACAUAAAAAAUAGUUCUUCCUGUAGUAGCAACGAAGACCAAAACUAACAAGCCUUUUUUGGAAUCGAGAAAGAAAAGGAAGAUCGCUCCAAUUGACGCUGACUGGAUUUAGCAACUGAAAGUGAAUCCAAACGAAGCCAAGCGUACUUAUGUUUAUAUGAUUUUUGGAAAGACAAAACCAUAACUGAUAUACGUCCGCUAAGGAGAAAACAAGCAUCAAGCUCUAUCUUUGGAUAACUAUUUUGUGAACGUUAGAAAGAACGAACGCAGAAUCUCAAUCUGGCAAGAUGGGAUCGAAAAAGAAAUCAAUGGACCGCAAUUUUUCAAGUUUUUCGCAGUUCAUCGAUUCCUCUUGUCAAGACCUGAUCGCCUUCUUGGAGAAUUAUGCCGACAAAGAAAACAAGACGCAGAAAUUUAGCAAGCUUUUUUUUCAACAAUUGCAAAGCUCGUGUCUGAGAAGUAGAAGUUCCAGCAAAGAAAGCCCUCCUUUUGACAAAAAGCACAAUAAACAUCUCCACGAGAAGCGUAGUCGACUCAUUGCAAAGUCCAGCAAACUUUGUCGCUGGCUUUUCUCAUCAUCCAAAUCGAAAGCGCAUUUUCCAAAGCCGCUUUUUUUGGACCAAAUUUUUUUAGCUCUCGCCGUUUUUGAAUUGAUCGCGUUCUUUUUGGCAGUUCUGAACAACAUAGCUUUCCUCGAAAAACGUUCCUUUUUGAUCACGAGCUCUCCACGAACAGCAGCACGAGAGGACGCAGCGUUGUAUUUUUUGACGAAACCACCAGACACAGAGGAAAACCAAAACUACGACUUUUUGAGAUCUAAUUCUAGUUCGCCAACAUCUACAUUCCCUUUCCCAAGCACGUCGCCGUUCCUGUUUGCGUCAGCACUUUCGAUCUCUAGCACCAGUCCUGACAAGAUCCGGAGCACGUCCACACCGCAAGAACGUAUUAGUACCUCUGUUUCACCCGCGCAUUUCUUGCAAGGUGGGGGAGCCGCAGCCGCCAGCAAAAGCAGCUCCAACCAGGAGGAUUUCAACGAGGUAGCCAGAGGCCCUUCAGGUGGCCCAGCGGUGCGCGAGAGCAGCAGGGUUUUCAAUCCUAUUUCGCGGCCGACGUCGGCUCAUGUAACUACGCAGCGCCUGUCGUCGAGGGUUUUUCCUGUUGCACCAGAAACGCCACACGCAGAAGUACCCCCGGUGCAAGAAGAAGUGCAAGAACAAGCAGGAGUCAACAUGUCGGACGAGGAGCAGCUUACGAUCGCGACCUUCAUGAGCACCACCGGGUGCGAAGACAUGAUGCAAGCGCGGCAUUUUCUCGAGAUGUCCGGACAGGUGUGGGAUCUGGAGACCGCCGUCGCACUGUACCUGUAUCACACAGAAAAAAGCUGGCAGGGCAUAUUUGUGAUGCAAAAAUAAAUACACAAAAAAAUCUGUACUGCAUAUCCGAAGCAGCAUGCUAGGAGGCCGCCCAUGACAGAUUUUUCUGUGUAUCUAUUUUUGCAUUACAAAUAUGCCCUGCCAGCUUUUUUCUCUGGGAUAACCUGGACAACAUGCCCAAUGCAGCAUCCACCGGCGGCGCCGGGCCGGACGGGAGCGGGCGGCCUCCGCCGGGCGGCGGCGACACGGGCGCGGCGCCCAUCGAUGAAGAGGUCCGCGCUGCCAUCGCGGCCUUUGAUGACCAAAUGAUUCAGGGCCCGUCGGCAAGCGAGAAAAAGUAUAAAAGAAAAAGAUCCUAUUUGAUUUCAUGUUUUGUUCGAUGACAAGGAAGCAGUACUUCUACUGCGCCCUGUCCCCAUUGAUGACGGCGUCGUGGAGAAGUGGGCUAGAUCACACUACUAGUUUGUGUUUUUACACGUCGGCAAGAUACACCUGUAUCUUUACUGUGUCAACAUCGACACCUAAAAAUUUCAUUUCCACUAACAGAGCGCAAGAAAAGCAGCUGCAGGAAGAUCACAGAAAGUACCUGCAGCGGUCCGCGUGGUGGGAUGCAAGCAAGGAUAAAAAACAGGGAGCCGCGACUGAAGCGAACGACAGAGUGAAGCAUCUCAACAAGAUAUUCCAAGUGCCUGAUUACAACGAGGUUUGUUGUAUUUGUGCUUAUAGUUGCAUCUUUGGUUCAUCCGGUGGCGGUGGAAAGAUUACCGCUGUCACCUAGAUAUUGAAGCAGUAGCUCAACUACUCGACGUUUUAUUUUCUGUGUGACCACUGCAACGGUCGACAUCUAUAUUGUAUGAAAUAAAGGCAUUUAAUUCAAUACCAUUACAGUCCGGGGCAUUUGCGAUCGCGCACACGCGCGCUAUGGAGGAGAACAAGUAUAUUCUGGUGAACAUUCAGGACCAGGAAUUUCCCAGUAGCCAGUUGAAUCGAGACGUUUGGAACCUAUCAUAGAGAAAAAAAGCGUGCAUUCAACCUAUUUGCAAUGUGAAACUAAAAACCAAUACACAAAAGAUACUAAUCACGACAUGAACAGAAGUAACAUGCUACGGUCUUGCGUGCCAAAAUUUCCAAGUGGGUUUUUCAUUUGUACCGCAUUGAUUAGUUCCAUGAAUGCGCUGGCGCUUUUCUUCGUGAUAUUUUCACGAACUUGUGAAGGAUACGGUGACAUCGAAUUUCGUCUUCUGGCAGCGCGAUGACGUGUCCGAACAGGGGAGCACUUUCUCGCAGUAUUUCUGCACUUUGUUAAAAGUCAUCUUCCUCCCUCUUUAUCCUCAUCCUUUUGCACCAUAUGCUCGUGCGCAGUCGUAGCUGUAACGAACAAACGAGGUCGCGUAGUUGUCUACAUUCAUAGAGAUUAUAGACCGCGUCGUAACUACGUUUUCGUCUGCAAUUUUUUGAAAUCGACUCUUACUCAUCUCAGGUACUACAACGUGAAAUCGCUGCCGUACAUUUGUUUUGUGGAUCCGCGCACGCGAAUGGCCGUGGAGUUCUGGGAGGGCAAAAAGUGGAUGGACCCGCACAACCCGAAGAACUCGUCUGUGGUGGCGAUGGAGAAGAUCACUGCCUUCCUUGAGAAACAUGCCGACAAGCUGAGGCCGCAGCAGCCGGGCUCCAGCUCCCGGGCGGUUUCUUCCUCCUCUUCCGCGACAGGCGCGACCUCUACGUCCGGUGCAAACGGGACCGGCGACCUGGCUGCCGCGAGCGGGGGCGGGACCAUUGACCUGACCGGUGGUACUAGCGGGGGCUCCCGGCCGGCGCACGGGGACGAGCCGAUGAGCAAGAGGCCGCGGUCCGCCGGGGGUCUCACGCAGGGCGGCGAAACGGGGGCGAGUAGCAGCACCGCGGCAUUCGGCUCCACCGGCGAGACCACAGCAGAGCAAGCGGCCGCAGCGGAGGAAGAUGUACCCGCGAUGCCACCCGCCCCGGCGGCGGGCACGGAUCCGGCCACGUUGGCAAAAAUGUCCUUCCGCCUAUUGGACGGCAAGCGGUCCGACCCCGUGCUGUUUUUGAAAACGGAUCCGGUGUCGCACGCAUUGCAGGCCGCCGCGCAUCUUUCUAAAAUGGGAAUCGAGAGCGUGGACCUCUUCACUGCAAUGCCACCAAAGUCCGCCAGGAAGGACAUCGGACUGGACACGACCAUCGGAGACGCGGGUCUCAGUGGGAGUAUGCUCAACGUGCGGAAGGCAAAGUGAAAAAAGAUCAAGUAGACGACGUGCAGAAAUGUACUUCCUUGUUCGGUAUCAUGCGUGCGGUUCAAGAAAUACUUUACUUACACAAGUGUGGAACAUUGAAAAGCGAAACCAUGUAGUUUCUUGGCAUCACUGCCGCGGAGAAGCAGAUGGCUAAAGGUCAUCUAAUAAAUAUGGACAAUAGAUUUUGGAGAAUUUCGAAAUAAUAAUCAUGGAAAUGGUCACGGUAUGUCAUUCUUUAUGAUAGAUGGAAUCGUCAUCAUACCGAUUUAUUACAUUUUCCACGCUGAAGAGAGGGAGCACAGAUAGACCUGUAUCGACUACACCGAGGAAAAGUGCUUAAUACACCUACGAUCGCGGUACAUAAAAUUGUAUCAGACCAACAACUUCUUAUCUCGAACCGGAACGAACUCAAGGAAACAACUGCGCGGUGCCUUAUUUUUCAAGAUGCUCUUAUUCUCCAUUAAAUGAAGGGGAGGCGAUCGCGAUCCACCCUCCUGACCUUCAUCUCGCUGCAGUGUAGUAUUGUGUUUUUUUAUUAUCGCAUGGGUG
This is a messenger RNA of Amoebophrya sp. A120, 4582 nucleotides long. NCBI's taxonomy places the organism in Eukaryota, Dinophyceae, Syndiniales, Amoebophryaceae. The record is from the annotation of a GenBank genome assembly.